UGAUGAAUGUUGAAUUAGUAACAAAGAAAAAUAAAAAUAAACCUCAUAUUUUCUCAUUAGGAUUUAGCCGUCUACCUUGUGCUGUUUUUGGUCAUGUUUGGCUUUAUUGUCUUUGUGUUAUUGUUUGGGGAAUCUCCAAGUUUAAGAAAUGGACCUAUUGGCAAACUACACUUUAUAUUAACUGAGAAAAUACCUAAAAUGAUAACUUGGAUCAUGUUGCAUACUAUUGGAAAACACAAUGUCGAUAGAUUCAAUAAGGCCUGGUUUUAUUGCUGUGAAAGUAGAAAUCCAUUCUUACAAAUCUUUUUUGUUUUAUUAUCAAGUGCAUCUAUUCUGUGCUUUCUGAAAUUUGCUAUGCCUCACUUUCCUGGACCUUAUUUACAUUGGAUUCACAAUGCCAUCAUUCCCAUUCAAAUCAUUUGGCUUUAUGUAUCCUAUUAUAUUGUCUGUACAGCCAAUCCAGGCAUUAUCACACCAAAGAACAUUAAGGCACAUUUAGACUAUUAUAAAUACGACCGUCUGAUUUAUGCUCCAAAGGAUUGCUCAACUUGUAAAUUACAAAAACCUGCUCGAUCCAAACAUUGUUCAAUGUGUAAAGCGUGUAUUGGAAGAUUAGAUCAUCACUGUGCCUGGAUUAAUGGUUGCGUCGGAGAGAACAAUCAACGUUAUUUCUUUAUGUUCUUAAUGACACUUGUUCAAUUCUGUGCCUACGGUGCCUACUUGUGUUUUCAGAUUUAUCGAGGCAUGAUUAUUGAAUGGGGCCUGGAUAAGGCUUACAUAUAUGACCCUUUAACUCAUCUAAAGACACCCAUCAGCUUUUAUAAAGCAUUUUUAUACAUACUGCAACAUGAUCGUAUCAUUGGCGCCAUUGGUAUAUUGGCAGCUGUAGUGUCUGUAGUCGUGUUUAUCUUUCUUGCUUAUCAGAUCUAUCUUGCUGGAAGAGGGAUUACAACAAACGAGGCAUUUAAAUGGGAAAUGAUAGAAGAUGCUAUUGACAGAGGAGAGCUUUUCAAGAUUGAAAAUAUAGAAAAAAGCGUUAAUGGUAAAAAUUACACAAUGCACACUAAUAGCCAAGGAGUACGAACGAGAGAAAGAAAAAUAGAGAGUUUGACAGAAAUAGAUAACAUAUAUGACAAAGGAUUCAUGAACAAUUUGUAUGAAGUGUUCUUUCCACCUCGAUUUUGAUUGGCUAUUGUUCUUUUAAUUCAAGCAUAAAUAAAC
This is a messenger RNA of Rhizopus microsporus ATCC 52813, 1221 nucleotides long. Its product is annotated as zf-DHHC-domain-containing protein. Gene Ontology annotation, molecular function: protein-cysteine S-palmitoyltransferase activity. Gene Ontology annotation, biological process: protein targeting to membrane; peptidyl-L-cysteine S-palmitoylation. The record is from RefSeq and is a predicted model, not a curated record. The transcript has 8 exons. NCBI's taxonomy places the organism in Eukaryota, Fungi, Mucoromycota, Mucoromycetes, Mucorales, Rhizopodaceae. The coding region runs from base 94 to 1185 and encodes 363 amino acids. Gene Ontology annotation, cellular component: Golgi apparatus; endoplasmic reticulum.